This is a messenger RNA of Drosophila obscura, 5030 nucleotides long. Its product is annotated as (E3-independent) E2 ubiquitin-conjugating enzyme. The record is from RefSeq and is a predicted model, not a curated record. NCBI's taxonomy places the organism in Eukaryota, Metazoa, Arthropoda, Insecta, Diptera, Drosophilidae. The coding region runs from base 223 to 4452 and encodes 1409 amino acids. The transcript has 10 exons.
AGCACUCGCCUUUCUCGUUUUUGUUUUUGUAGUAUAUUUGAAUGUUUUAUUUAUAGUUUUAAUUUUAAAAAGUCGAUAAUCAAAUUGAACAGAUAUUGUCACGUAAAAAUUGAAUGCGGGUUCGAUAGCGUUUUCCGUAUAGAUAGAGAGAGUCACAUCACACCAAAGAGUUGGGCGUAAGAAUCGUUUAUUGGAGACAAGUCGUUCAUCAUUGGUAAUAACAUGUCGAGUCGUGAGGCGGGUGCUGGCAAGAAUGUUGGCACCCUCCCUAAAAACCAUGAGGAUGACACAGACGAGCCGGGCCUGGCCAGUGGUGCUCCAUCAAGCCAUCGCAGGACGGGCGGCGGAAUAGCGCCGUCCAGGAGUGCCAAAAAAAACGGCCCUUGCCGUUUCUUUUUCGAGGACGAGGUCUUUCGCAUCGAUUCACGCGGACGCGUGCACUUUGGCGUCAUAACUGAGACGGCCGAGUCGCACUCAUCGGAGGACGAGGAUGAUAAUGAGCCGUUGUUUACUGGCGAGGUUCGUGUGGCCUUCUAUCCCGAUGGCAAGGAACAGAUUCGAAUGGAGUCGGCCAUCGGCCUCGCAGACCGCACAUUGAUGCCCGGCGAUGUUGUGCGUCGUCGCCUGCCUGGCCAGAGAGAUCUCACCGGGCCGUCUGGCUAUGUGAGGGAUGUGAGCGUGACCGCGGACGUAAAGGUGCUUGGCUCCAAAUUCGUCAUCAAGAAUGUACCUGCGGAGCGUUUGCGCCCGAUCUCACAAUGGGCACGUGAUAUACCCGUAUGCUUUGACACCUGGGUGGGCACCACCAUCCAUGUGGACGAGGUCGCAGUGCUCAGAACCGGCAGUGGAGGCCGCCUUGAAAUCGGCUCGGCUUAUUUCCACAAGUUUAGGGAUGCAAAUUCCAAGAGUUUGCCUGAAGUAUUCACUCCCCAUGUGUUGUUUCCCGGCAACGUGGUUUUGGGUCGUCUGCCGCCCUUCGAUCGCUUUCUAAAUCUCACUCCGGACAUACCAUUGCCCGCAAAUCGCAAGCGAGCCUUGUAUACCGUGGAGUCGAUCGAAACCCUUGGCGUGAACGUGGCCUGGACAUGUCGUGCCACUACAAACGAUUGCACUGGCGAUCCUCUUAAACAGCCAAAAACUGAAGUCGUGGGCGAAGAACUAGUGCAAAUGAAGCGCCUCAAUAUCUAUGAAUCCUACAUGCUACAAAUUCACGAUCGAUUCUUCCUCAAAUAUUCGAAACAUGAUACACUGCUCAAUCACCAGGACUGGGAGGAAGAACUAACGGCUAAAUACAAGUCCAUUUAUGAAAAACAGGGAAUCAUCGAGACCAAACGGAACAAGCCGAAAAGCUCCAGUAGUGCCAGUGGCCGCAAUGCGCCCAAGUUUCGACGCAUUUUGAAUAAAUCUGGACAUUCGCGUUCACGCUCCAAUGGCGAUGUCGAAGCCAAUGUCUCGCUCAGAGGCCGUGAAGCGGGCAGUGAAUCGUCCACAAAGCUUUCAUCAAGCAACCAUGAUGAGACCUCGGACUUGAUUGAGGAUGGCGAUAGCACCGAAGAGUGCCUGGACGUGUCUAAAGAAUUGGAAGGCCAAGAGGAGCUGGCAGCCGGACCUCUACCUGAGGCAAGUGAUGACAAAAAUGAUGCACUAGUGGCUGCCUCCACAAAUAUGACUGGUGGUGUUGCUGGUGCAGCUAAUAAUCAGCAGCGCAUCACCGUGCGGAUUGGCAAUCGACGAUACGGCAAAAAGAAGAAGCUUCCAAAGAAGACACUUUCGUCACCAUUUGUUAAGAAACAUAUAGAUCCACGCGACGGCGAUGAUAUUGUGGUGGAGACGUUAGUGGUACGCAGUACCGCGACCGUCGUCUGGCAGGAUGGGACCGUUGAGGAGAACAUUCAGUCGACACAUCUAUAUCCCAUACACCAUCUGGACAAUCAUGAGUUCUUUCCGGGUGACUUUGUGAGCAAGGCGAACGAGAAUAACCUAUCGCAGACCGAAUAUGGCGUCAUUCAGUCCGUGGAUCAUGAUGAACGUAUUGCGAAGGUUAAAUGGUUCAACAUUUAUACCAAAAAGGAUUCGGUUCCCACAUGCAAGGAGGUGGAGGAGCUAAGCGUCUAUGAUUUGAAGGAUCACGCCGACUAUCAGUAUCGACCGGGCACCAUGGUCAUUAGGGUCUCGAAUUUUACAAACGAGGAUGUCAACUCGACAGCUGGCCAGGUGAUCGACAACUAUCCCGAUGGCCGUGUGCGCGUUUGGUGGGCCAUGGGACACAUUACCAUGUGCUAUCCCCAGGAUCUGUUUGAGAUCAAUCAGAAUGAUCACGAUCACGAUGGCUAUCUGUCCGAUGGAUCGGACAACUCGUGGGAGACCCAGUCGGAGGACAGUCUGCACGGUCAGCUCACAGAGAGAGAGCACAUCAUCACGGGCAUCGAUAGCGUGAGCGAUGCACUGGGCAAGCUGGAGAAGAUCCACAAUCUGCUGCCGAACGCUGAAAAGUCAGAGGUACACAUCGAUUUGGUUGCCAUCUAUACGAAUUGCCAUUACCUGGAUCGCCUGCUAAAGACCAGCUUCUUUGGCCCGGAGCAUUUCGGGAACGCACUGGACUCAAGUCGCAUCUCCAAAACCUACAGGGCUAUCCAAAAUAUAAUUAAUGUUGAUGCGGAUAUGGAUUUAGCCACGACGCCAUUGAGGCUUCAGGUUGAUGGCCCUCCGGUGAGCGCCCAGUCGACAUCGACGCCCACAAAGCGAAAAUCAUCAACCGAAAUAGACGAAGUUCAAUGCAAGCGAACUGGCGAUAUUGUCACCGAGGAUGAACCAGGAGCAGCCACCGAGGAGGAGAAUUGUGAGAAUGCCAAAUUGAUAGCCAAAUAUCGUUGCGAAUAUAAUCACAUGAUCGAAAUAGCGCGUAACAGUAUUCUCGUGGCUUUUGAUAUACGGAAUAAGGCAAAGAAUGAUUCUGGCGUUCACUCACGGGGCGAGAACAGCAUGAGCGAGUUGACCAACUCGGCCAGCGAUCGUGAUCCUGUCGAGCCGAAGGUGGAGGAGCAGUCGCCGUCGCCGCCGCCAGAGCUGAAGCCACAAGUGGUCAUUGAGUUUUCGGAGAGCUGCGUCACCGAAACCAUUGAGGUGUUUGCUCUUCUAAUCAAGAAACAAUUGUCCAAAUGCCGCAAGUUGGUUAAUGAGAAAAUCAAGCGUGCACGCAGAGAAGCACAAGAAGCUAAAGAUUCAGAUGACGAGCAUUCAGAUACAGCCACGUAUGAUGUCGAGCCAGUGGACGUCGCCAGCGACAUCAACGAGGUGGAAACGUCGCGUCCAAUAGCUCAGAUGGAUGUUGAACAGAAUCUGCCAAAGUGCGAUGCCAUGGAGCACACAUUGGACCUGAACGCAUUGUCCGAGUCGCUGCCGCCCAUUGAUCGUCCCAUGGCCUGUUCAUCACCCUCCCCCACACCCAAAACUGUCUCUCCAUCUCGCCACUCUCCCGUUUGCGAGAACUGCUUCGAGGUGGUGCCCAAUGCCCCGCCAAAUCAUCGCUUCAUUCGCAGUCCCGUGACACCGUUGAACAAGGCGCAGUACCAGCGAUCUAUUCAUCGUGAGUACUCCCUGCUGCAGUUGUCGCUGCCACCGGGCGUCAUUGUGCGAGCCUAUGAGGAUCGGAUGGAUCUGAUGUCUGUGAUGAUGGUGGGACCCAAGCGCACGCCCUACCAGAACGCCUUGUUCUUCUUCGACUUUCAAAUGGGUCGCGACUAUCCGAGGGUACCGCCAAUCUGUCAUUACACCAGCUACUGCACAGAGCGUCUCAAUCCGAACCUGUAUGAAGAGGGCAAGGUGUGCGUAUCCCUGCUGGGCACUUGGUCAGGGCGCGACACUGAAAUGUGGUCGAUAACCAGCACCAUGUUGCAGGUGCUCGUCUCGAUACAGGGUCUCAUACUGGUCGAUGAGCCCUACUAUAAUGAGGCGGGCUAUGAGAAACAACGCGGAACACAACUGGGCCUGGAGAACUCUCGGGUCUAUAACGAAAUGGCAAUCAUUAAGCUAGCCCAUUCCACGGUUAAGCAGCUCCAGAAUCCGCCACUCAUCUUCCGCAACGAACUGAUUCAGCACUUUAGGGAGUUUGGCACCGAGUUGUAUGACCGCAUACAGGCCUGGGCCGAUUACUCAUCUGAGGCACAGCGCCUGAAAGUUACCAGCAUUAAGGAAAUGCCGGCGGAGUACAAGGCCCCAUGCGAGAUGCCCGAGUUUCCCCUACUCCCGUGCAGUCGUGGAUUUUGCGUUGCUGUCAAGAAUGUUUUAGGCCAACUGAAGCCUGCAUUGGAUGCCUUGGAUUCCGCAUUGAACGCACCGAAUGCCUCAAUGGAUGGCGUUGAACAAGCUUUGGAAGCCAUAAGUCAGCCGAGUACCGAGUGGAUGGCCAUCGAAACUGGAAAGGCGCCACGCGCUGCACCAGAGGAGGGUUAAGUUCGCCAAAUGCCCAAUGCCAGCAUCCAGCAUCGCCUUUUGUAUUGGUGUAUUGGUGGGGGAGUCUGGCCUGGCCCCUGGUAAUGGGCAGCGUUUUAUAUACAACCACUAUUGAAUCUCUAUUGUUAAGCCUAUUCGAAUUGCUGGCAAUCGCCCCUUUAGCUAUACAAAAUGUUCCCUUAAAUCAAAUUAAAUGUGUUUACGUUGUCACACAUCCAUUAAACAAUAUCCGAUGAGUUCUAGAAUAUAGAAUAUAGAAGAAGAAGCAAAUAUGUAUGUAAAAUAAGUACCGUUUAGCUAAGCCAAUUGGUGUUAUUGUAUGGAAUGUCACAGAAGAAGUUCGAUUUUAUUUAUGUAAUUUAAGUUACCCGCAAAAACCGAAAAAUCGAAUGUACUUUUUGAGCAUGUCCUGCCUUGUUUUGAAUUUGAAUCUGUUUUUGUUUUGCAUUCCACUUGAAAGUAAGAAAGAAGCUUAGCCUAAUUUAAGUUUAAUGCCACACGCACCUUGCCCCAGCACUAGUUGCCUGCUAUAUUUUAAGCUAGCGAAUGCGAGAAAUGUGAAUAAAUUAGCAACAGUA